AUGUCAGAAGAAUCAAGUUUAGAACAAUUAAGAGAAGAGAUUAUUCAAAAGAGUAAAGAAAAGCAACAAGAUCAAUUUAAAGAGAAACCAUCAUCAUACAAUGCAGUUGCACAUGACUAUACAGAAGAGAAUGAAAGAGCAACUGCAAGAGUAAAGAAAGCAAACUAUGUCAAUGUAAAUGAUAACCCAAGUAUAACAAAUAAAACACCUCAACAAUUGAAAUUAAUAGAAUUAAGAAAGAAAUUGAAUAAUACAAAAAAAGAUAUAUAUCAAACAGUAAUUGAUGAACAUGAUAGAAUACAUAAUAAAGGUAAAGAUGAAUUGGAAGAAAAGAAAAGAUUGUUUUUGGAAAAGAAGGAAAUGAUGGAAAGAGAGAUUAAAGCAGAUGGAGGAGACCCUGAAAGAGAAAAAUUAAAGAUGGUAUUGGCAUCGGAUAUCAAUAUGAAUGCAAUAGAAAAAAAGAACAAACAAAAAAAGGAAAACAAAAAUGAUGGUGCCAAAAACAUCGAUGCUCAUAUCCAUACUUCCUACAAAAAGAGAGUAAAGAGUAUGCAAACAUUCAAAGAAUCUGAUCAUUUUAAACAUGCCGCCAAAGAUGAUAAAAUUAUUGGUGAUUUGGAUCAUGGAAAAGAUUCAUUUGUACCAAAAGAAAAUAUUAAUGCAAUGAAACAAGAAUUACUUAAAACGUAA
Molecule: messenger RNA, 690 nt
Organism: Cavenderia fasciculata
Lineage: Eukaryota; Evosea; Eumycetozoa; Acytosteliales; Cavenderiaceae
Gene: syf2
Product: putative pre-mRNA-splicing factor
Exons: 2
Coding region: 1-690 (229 amino acids)
Source: RefSeq, a predicted model, not a curated record